Molecule: messenger RNA, 2001 nt
Organism: Thrips palmi
Lineage: Eukaryota; Metazoa; Arthropoda; Insecta; Thysanoptera; Thripidae
Product: gastrula zinc finger protein XlCGF49.1-like
Exons: 2
Coding region: 150-857 (235 amino acids)
Biological process (GO): regulation of transcription by RNA polymerase II
Molecular function (GO): RNA polymerase II cis-regulatory region sequence-specific DNA binding; DNA-binding transcription factor activity
Source: RefSeq, a predicted model, not a curated record
GGAAGCCCAAGGUCGCGCAGAGAAUCAAUCCGACGAGGAGAGCCAUUGGAGACGCUGUGACGGACGGGAGGUCGACGCGCAGGGAGCAGCACUAAGGACGGCGCCGCUGGGACGAGACGGCAUCAGCAUUCGACGGGUUUUGUUGGAGCAUGGCUUCCAAACUGCGGGGCGACGCCGCCCAGCAACCCACUCUGUCUCGUCGGACCGCGCACGUCCGCAAUCGUGCCGGGGAGAAGCCAGUCGAGUGCGCAGUCUGUCAGAAGAAGUUUAGGUACCCAUGUGAUCUCAAAGUUCAUCUCCGAACCCAUACAGGCGAGAAGCCAUUCGAGUGCACAGUCUGUCUGAAGAAGUUUACAAAAGCAUCGGAUCUGAGAAGACAUUUACGAACCCAUACAGGCGAGAAGCCAUUCGAGUGCACAGUCUGUCAGGAAAAGUUCAGUCAAGCAUCGAAUCUGAGAAGCCAUUUACGGACCCAUACAGGCGAAAAGCCAUUCGAGUGCAUAGUCUGUCUGAAGAAGUUCAGUAAAGCAUCGGAUCUGAGAAGCCAUUUACGAACCCAUACAGGCGAGAAGCGAUUCGAGUGCACAGUCUGUCAGAAGAAGUUCAGUUACACAAGUCAUCUCAAAACUCACCUUCGAACCCAUACAGGCGAGAAGCCAUUCGAGUGCACGGUCUGUUUGAAGAAGUUUAAUGAUACAUCGAAUCUGAGAAGCCAUUUACGAACCCAUACAGGCGAAAAGCCAUUCGAGUGCACAAUUUGUCAGAAGAAAUUCACUCGAGAGGAUAAUCUUAAAAUACAUCUAAGAACCCAUACAGAGGAGACCCCGUUCGAGUGCAGUCUGUCAGGAAAAGUUUAGUCAAUCAUCGAAUCUCAGAAGGCAUUCACGAACCCAUGCAGUGGGGAAUCAACUCCAGUCUCUCUGAUGAACUCUAGUUUUGCUGGAGUGAGACGUAAUAUUUCGCAUAUUUCACAUUCUAGUGCAAUUCGUUGAAGUCUCGAUCUAUGCGCAAUAGUCAUGUUGAUACACUACAAACCUAACUGUCUUCUAAGUACACACUUACAAAUGCAUGCUUGCAAGUACACACUUACAAACGCAUGCUUGGCCAAGUACACACUGACAAACGCAUGCUUGUCAAGUAUGCGUUUGUAAGUGUGUACUUGCAAGCAUGCAUUUGUAAAUGUGUUUUUGGCCAAGCAUGCGUUUGUAAGUGUGUACUUGCAAGCAGGCAUUUGUAAGUGUGUACUUGGUAGACAGCUAGGUUUACAGUGUACGAGAGGAACAGUAGUGUAUUGAAUGACACGGCUCACGCUUUGAAUGUGACGUCAUUCUCCCGGAAAACUUGGUCAUACUCUUGCCUGGUGGUGUCUUGAAAUAGGGUACCCCAAUGAAUCUUGAUACAAAAGAUGAAGAACAAAAGUAAGCCCUAAAAUCAGCUUCUGCGCAUGGGCACCUGGCCGUGGGGAAAACGUCUGCGCAUGCGCACCGCAGAAGCUGUUAUUAGAGCUUGCUUUUGUUCUUCCGUUUCAAGAUACAUUGGAGUACCCCAUUGAAUAUGCUGCUCUAUUAAGCGAGCCAUAUUGUAGUGUUGCUUUCUAAAAUAAUCUGGUAACAGGUUCGUGCUAUAGACACUUUUUGACAAUGGAACCGCGCAUUUGUAAUUGUUGACGUUACGGCGGUUCUAGUUAUGUUCUCACUUGUGUGUGAGUGAGUGUGAGCGAGAGAAAGAAAACUCUUGCAUUGUGAUACGAGCCAUCGCAUAAUACUGUUGGACUCAUUUGUCUUUUCCCAAGGUGGUUCCCGUGUCAUUGUUUUUUCCUGUUAUCGCCAAAGAACUGGGUUAUGAGAGUUUCUCUCCUUUGAAAAUAAAAAAGGCGCUCAUAUUUUUUUCAAUAUUGUUCAGUACCAGUAUGUAAACUGCUGUAAUAUUUCAUUUUUUAUGUAAAUUUCUUUUUUUAUAAAAUUGUCAAAAUCUCAACAUUAAAAAUCACAUUUAAUUUUC